UUCCGCCUACACCAUGGAGGUGGACAUGGACGGUUCUGCCCGGCUGGUGCCCGUGGCCUCUGACCACAGCGGACCCAAACAGGUUGUGAUGGACAUGGCCAGGCAGCUGGGGUUCAAACCUUACGAUGCUGGGGGACUUGUGGCGGCGCAGGGGGUGGAAGAAAGGGUCACGCAGCUCUUUCCUGAGUGGCG
Molecule: messenger RNA, 192 nt
Organism: Aplysia californica (California sea hare)
Lineage: Eukaryota; Metazoa; Mollusca; Gastropoda; Aplysiida; Aplysiidae
Product: metalloreductase STEAP4-like
Biological process (GO): copper ion import
Cellular component (GO): endosome; plasma membrane
Molecular function (GO): ferric-chelate reductase (NADPH) activity; cupric reductase (NADH) activity
Source: RefSeq, a predicted model, not a curated record